CGGGUAAGACGUUGCUGCAGACGCCGCUUUUUUACCCUCCAGUCUCUGGCGACAGCAUUGGAGUAAAUGGAAGCUCCUGGAGGAGAGUUUUACGUUGAUGACUUUUCUGACAGGCACCCUGCGACGUGACACGUUUCUCUCAUUCUACAGAGAAGGAGGAAUUCAUUGAUUUUAAUCAUUUUCAGAGUGGAUUAGGAAGCAGUGGGCAGCGUGCCACGGGACUGGCGUUUCAGCGACUGGGCACAAGCGGAAUAUGCGCGCUCUGGUACGAGAGCAGUGCUCUUGCGAACAAGGAAGCCGGGUGGGAGAACGACAACGCGGGAACGGGAGAAGAUUCUUUGAAUCUCCGUUGAAUUAGCGCUUUGAGCCAUUGAGCAGAAGCAGAAGCCGCAGGAGGCGGAGCGUCGCUCCUGUCAACCUCCAGCGCCGGCUCAUCGCUCCCGGGUCAGCCGGCUCGCACCUGAAACUGAACGUGAACGAACUCUCAGACGUGGCGAUCCCAGACGGGAUGGAGAAUAGCUGCUGUGAUUCGGAUUUGUGAGAGACGAGUUAGAGGCGACAUGAACCCACUGCAGUCUGGCGACAGGAAAUCGAGCAGGGACAACAAGGGCCAAGGAGAGCUGAAAGAUGCUACAACGCCACCUUCCCUGCUCUACAGGAAGCUCAGUAACCCUGACCUGUCGUCUUCAUCUGGGAAAACCAAACUACAGAGACAACUAAGUCAGGAUGACAGUCGUCUGAGGCGCUGUAGUCUGGCAAAUUCACUGACGGGAAAGCAACUCCUCCCCUUAUCCAGUAGCAUGCAUGGUGGGGUGAGUCAACUGGCAUGGCAACAACAAGCAGAGUCCACAAACCUGGUUCGGAUGAGAAACCAGUCUCUAGGCCAGUCUGCCCCUUCACUUACGGCCAGUUUGAAGGAGCUGAGUCUUCCCCGCAGAGGCAGCUUCUGUCGGACGAGCAACAGGAAAAGCCUCAUCGUGACAUCAAGUACCUCACCUACUCUGCCCAGGCCACACUCUCCACUUCAUGGACAUACAGGCAGCAGCCCUCUGGACAGCCCCAGGAACUUCUCACCAAAUGCUGCCGCUCAUUUUUCUUUUGCCCCCGCUCGCAGUCAUGGGCACAGAGCUGACAGGACCGAUGGGCGCCGCUGGUCUCUGGCAUCUCUGCCCUCUUCAGGCUAUGGCACCAACACUCCCAGCUCCACAGUAUCGUCAUCAUGUUCAUCUCAGGAGAAGCUGCACCAGCUCCCGUUCCAGCCCACAGCGGACGAGUUGCACUUCCUCACCAAACACUUCAGCUCAGAGAGUAUCACGGAUGAAGAGGGGCGACGAUCACCAGCCAUGCGCCCGCGCUCUCGCAGCCUCAGCCCUGGCCGCUCACCCAUUUCCUUCGACCAUGAGAUUGUGAUGAUGAACCAUGUCUAUAAGGAAAGGUUCCCCAAGGCCACGGCACAGAUGGAAGAGCGUCUGGCAGACUUCAUCUCAUCAUCUUCUCCAGACAAGGUCAUACCCCUAGCUGAUGGAGUCCUUAGCUUCAUCUUCCACCAGGUCAUUGAGUUGGCCCGUGAUUGCUUGGAUAAAUCUCGGGAGGGUCUCAUCACGUCACGCUACUUCUAUGAGCUGCAGGAGAACCUGGAGAAGCUGCUGCAAGAUGCUCAUGAGCGCUCUGAGAGCAGGGAGGUUGCCUUCGUUACCCAGCUCGUGAGGAAGCUGAUGAUCAUCAUCGCCAGGCCAGCACGCUUGCUUGAGUGCCUUGAGUUUGAUCCAGAAGAGUUUUAUCAUCUGCUGGAAGCUGCUGAAGGCCAUGCUAAGGAAGGACAGGGCAUCAAGUCAGACAUUCCCCGCUACAUCAUCAGCCAGCUGGGUCUCACCAGGGACCCCCUGGAGGAAAUGGCCCAGUUGAGUAGCUACGACAGUGGACACCCUGACACCCCAGAAACAGAUGAUUCCAUUGAGAGCUGUAAGGCAACCAUUCAGACAAAGAAAACACCCCAAGAGGAGGACUUUGAGAACAUCAAGCUAAUCAGCAAUGGAGCAUAUGGAGCUGUCUACCUCGUCCGCCAUAAAGAAACCCGGCAGCGCUUUGCCAUGAAGAAGAUCAACAAGCAAAACCUGAUCCUGCGAAACCAGAUCCAGCAGGCCUUUGUGGAGCGCGACAUCCUGACCUUCGCAGAGAACCCUUUUGUGGUCAGCAUGUUCUGCUCCUUUGAGACUAAGCGUCAUCUCUGUAUGGUUAUGGAAUAUGUUGAAGGUGGAGAUUGUGCCACGCUUUUGAAGAACAUUGGAGCCCUACCUGUAGAUAUGGCACGGAUGUACUUUGCUGAAACCGUACUAGCGCUGGAGUAUCUUCAUAACUACGGCAUCGUCCACAGAGAUCUCAAGCCUGACAAUUUGUUGAUUACUUCCAUGGGGCACAUCAAGCUGACAGAUUUUGGUCUCUCGAAGAUUGGGUUGAUGAGUCUUACAACGAACCUGUAUGAGGGUCAUAUUGAAAAAGACGCCAGAGAGUUUCUUGACAAACAGGUGUGUGGUACCCCAGAGUACAUCGCCCCAGAGGUGAUUCUUCGUCAAGGUUAUGGGAAACCAGUGGACUGGUGGGCGAUGGGUGUGAUCCUGUAUGAGUUCCUGGUGGGCUGCGCACCAUUCUUUGGAGACACUCCCGAGGAGCUCUUUGGACAAGUGAUAAGUGAUGAAAUCAUCUGGCCUGAUGAGGAAGACUCCCUUCCACCAGAUGCUCAGGACCUCAUCUCAAAACUUCUCAGGCAAAACCCAUUGGAGCGGCUGGGAACAGGUAGCGCCUUUGAGGUGAAGCAGCACAGAUUCUUCAUAGACCUGGACUGGAACAGCCUGCUGAGACAGAAAGCGGAGUUCAUCCCACAGCUGGAAUCGGAGGAUGACACGAGCUACUUUGACACUCGCUCAGAUCGAUACCACCACGUGGACUCUGAAGAAGAAGAUGACACCAAUGAUGAAGAGCAUGUGGAAAUUCGCCAGUUCUCCUCCUGCUCCCCCCGAUUUAGUAAGGUUUACAGCAGCAUGGAGCGAUUGUCUCUUCAUGAUGAAAAGCGGACUCCACCCCCCACAAAACGCAGCCUGAGUGAAGAGGGCAGUGAUAAGAUGGACAGCCUGAGUGGCCUCAAGUCACGGGAUAGAAGCUGGAUGGUGGGAUCUCCAGAAAUCUUGCGCAAACGCCUGUCCGUCUCAGAGUCAUCUCACACAGAAAGUGACUCCAGCCCACCCCUUACUGUGCGGCGACGCUGCUGCUCUGCCAUCAUUGAGAUGCCACGCUUCGCCAUUUCUACAGAGGAUGAAGGAGGAGGAGGAGGAGGAGGUGGAGGUAUGAAAAAGACACCAUCCUCAACACCCCGGACGCCUCGUGGUGAAGAGUUGCCCCUCUCCAUCCCUGAACAACCUCUGGAGAGAGAGUUACGACUAGACGAAUCGCCCACCACUCCGGGGUCCACGGCCAGCACACUCAGCAGGUCUACACUCACACCUGGUAGCACCAUUGGAACUACAGAGCGACCUUUGCGAUGUAACAAUGCUGAAGAUGCCUCCACUCCUAAAGCCAUCAGUGACUUGGCAGCCCGCCGAGCUCGACAUAGACUGAUGUCUGGUGAGUCGGUGGAAAAACGGACCUCCCGGCCACUCAGCAAGGUCAUUAAGUCUGCCUCUGCAACUACUCUGUCACUGAUGAUCCCUUCUGAUCACCACAGUGGAUCACCGCUAGCCAGUCCAAUGUCUCCUCACUCCCUGUCAUCCAACCCUUCUUCAAGAGAUUCUUCUCCCAGUCGAGACUUUUCACCUGCUGUCAGUAAUGUAAAGCCACCAACUGUCAUUCACCGUGCAGGGAAGAAGUACGGCUUCACUCUUAGGGCAAUCCGAGUCUACAUGGGCGACAGUGACAUCUACACUGUGCACCACAUGGUGUGGCAUGUGGAAGAAGGUGGUCCUGCUCAUGAGGCAGGGCUUCAACAAGGAGAUCUAAUCACUCACGUCAAUGGCGAACCAGUAAAUGGUCUGGUGCACACAGAGGUGGUGGAGCUCAUUUUAAAGAGUGGAAGCAAAGUCUCGAUCGCAACCACGCCGUUUGAAAACACAUCCAUCAAGGUUGGGCCUGCACGAAAGUCCAGCUAUAAAUCCAAACUGGUCCGGAGAAGCAAGAAGUCCAAGACAAGAGAGGGCCAGGAGAGUAAGAAGCGCAGUUCCCUGUUUCGGAAGAUCACCAAGCAAGCCUCCCUGCUACACACAAGCCGCAGCCUGUCAUCUCUGAAUCGCUCGCUGUCCUCGGGGGAGAGUGUUCCAGGGUCUCCCACUCACAACUUGUCACCUCGCUCGCCGACACAGGGCUACAGGUCCACCCCUGACUCUGUGCACUCAGUUGGCGCCAAUUCAUCUCAGAGCAGCUCCCCCAGUUCCAGCGUCCCCAAUUCUCCUGCGAGCUCUGGCCAUAUCCGGCCGAGCUCUCUACAUGGCUUGGCCCCCAAGCUGCAGCGCCAGUACCGCUCUCCCCGGCGCAAGUCUGCCGGCAACAUCCCACUGUCCCCUCUGGCACGCACGCCAUCUCCCACCCCUCAGUCUACCUCGCCUCAGCGUUCGCCAUCGCCCCUGCCUGGUCACUCCGUGGGAAGCUCCGCCAUCACUCAGUCCUUCCCCGUCAAGCUGCACUCUUCCCCACCUCUGGUCCGGCAGAUUUCUCGCCCCAAGAGUGCGGAGCCCCCACGCUCACCCCUUCUCAAGAGAGUUCAAUCAGCCGAGAAGUUGUCUCCCUCGUUAUCCUCGACGUCAUCCGGUGCUGAGAAGAAACUCGCGUCCUCUCGUAAGCACAGUCUGGACAUCUCGCACGCAGAGUUCAAGAAGGAGAUGCUGCAGAGGGACCCCGGCCUCCAGAGUCUGCAGGAAUCUGCCAGUGAGACCCAACUUGGGGGCCGGGCAGCCCCCGCUGAGAAAGGGACCUUGCAGAAGCCGUCAUCUCGGAAGCUAGGACGCCAGGAGACACAGCCUGGGGGCGGCGGGACAGCCGGUGGGAAAAGCAAACUUCGAGACAAGCUGUCGGCGAUCCGGCAGGACAGAGUGGAGCGGAGGGAGUCCCUGCAGAAGCAGGAGGCCAUCCAUGAGGUGGACUCGUCUGAAGACGAGACUGACGAAGGCUCGGAGGACAGCCAAGACGGGAGGCACAUGGAGCUCCGCGCCAACGCCAAGCACACACCUCGGUCAGACUCCGCCGAAGAUGAGCCCUACCUGCCUACCGAGGCCACCAACCGAUCAGGGCUGGCCCAAAUUCAGAAAUGCCCACCCUCCAGGUUGGAGUCCCUGCCCAGAGGGCCCGGGGACUUGAGCUGCUCCAAAGCCACCCAGAGUACAGAAGAGAAUGCUGGGAGUCUGACGGCUGUCCUGCCAUUCUCAAGCACUAGGAGCAGCACCAGUGCAUUCACGGUAGUCAAGGACUGUCACCCGCGCGUGGCCCAGGUCAUCACCAGAAUGACGGUGGGACCCGUGAAGGCCGGCCAGACACCCCCAGCAGUCGAUAGCCUCGGCAAAGGAAACAAGGACCUGACGCCACUGGCCAGCUCCAACGGGGACGUAGCCACAGUGGCCAGAAGUGUCCUUGGGCCCGUGAAGUUGACCCUCCCAGGAGCCAAAGAAGCCAGAGACAAUGGAGCAGAUGGCGACCCCUCGAGGCUCAGAGAGCCGGAGCAGGAAAGGCGGGCCGAGGUGCUUGUUGGCCCUCAGGUGGCCCACCCCGAGGUCCAACGGAAAACACCAUUGGCGAUGGACUGUGAGGGCUUGCAGGGUGAAGAGCAGAAGCGCGGCUGGGUGAGCUGUCAGCCCGCGCAGAAAGACAAAGCGUACCGGAAAACGUAGCAGAGAAUUCCCAGCAUCCGGGGGCCUGCAUGUAUAUAUCUGUCUAUAUAUGUAUUUAUAUCUAUAUAUAUAGAUAGAUAUUUAUAUGUAUAUAUGCGUGUGUGUGUGUGUGUGUGUGUGUAUCUAUAUAUGUAGAUAUAUCAACUUUUUUAUGAUGAAAUGGCAGAAGAAUCUACAAAUUGCGGGGUUUCUUCUGUGUUCAUGCUGCUUGGGGCUGCUCUUUUUAAAUGUGUCUUGACAAGUGGGGCCCCC
This is a messenger RNA of Erpetoichthys calabaricus (reedfish), 6119 nucleotides long. It is a transcript of the gene mast2, whose product is annotated as microtubule associated serine/threonine kinase 2. Lineage: Eukaryota; Metazoa; Chordata; Cladistia; Polypteriformes; Polypteridae. Gene Ontology annotation, molecular function: magnesium ion binding; protein binding; protein serine/threonine kinase activity. Gene Ontology annotation, biological process: peptidyl-serine phosphorylation; intracellular signal transduction. Gene Ontology annotation, cellular component: microtubule cytoskeleton. The record is from RefSeq and is a predicted model, not a curated record. The transcript is spliced from 30 exons. Bases 561 to 5867 code for a protein of 1768 amino acids.